Moneuplotes crassus is the source of this 1323-nucleotide messenger RNA. The record is from the annotation of a GenBank genome assembly. Lineage: Eukaryota; Ciliophora; Spirotrichea; Euplotida; Euplotidae.
AAAAUAUGCUGGUAAAAUCUCAAACAGCACUAUGCAAGUCAAAGUCCGUAAGAAUCAGGAGCAAGACAAUGCCAAAGCUUCGACUGGAAAAAUCUGUAAAACUAAUGGCUCAACGUAGCGUUACCAAGAGACGCAGAGGAAUGGUAGCCAUCACAACAGAUGACAAGAAGCUUCAGAAGGAAAUUACUAAAUACAGAAGUGAAAAAUAGACUCGGAAGAAAGACUAAUGCUCCUAUCAGAGUCACAUCUCUUGGCGGAUUCGAGAAGUAUGGUGCCAAUAAGUUCAAGAAAAGAGGCUUGGUAAUGGCUUCUAAUGAAUUCUUAGCUAAAUUUCUGAAACAUAAGCUACAGAAGGAAAAGUUUUCUACCAAAAUGUGCACAACAGACAGGAAGAUACCAGUUCUUCAUAUUGACUUUUGUAAAUCACUUAAAAAUACAAUGAAACAUGUGGUAAUGAAGAAGCCGGAGAAGAGAGCAGAUUACCAGACUAUUGCUUCUCCUCCAAUAUUCAGAUGCCGUAACGUCAAGGAUAUCUCCAAUCUAGUUGAAAAUGUAUCUUAUCAAGAAGUUGAUACAAAGUCUGUGCAAGGCAGAGAUCGUUCACAAAAUAAAGGGAAUCUAAAGUAUCGGACCCUUAAAAUUCUCAAAACUGAUGAAAACAAAAUUUUAUCAAGUAAAAGAGUAAAAUUCAAGAAGAGGCAAAAAUCAAAAAAGCCUAGCAAGGCCAAGCCUAGCCGGCCUAGCUGGCCAAAGUUUCAGACAGAAUCUCAAGCAAAGCUGUUCCGAACACUUCAGGAUGAGGAUAUCCUAGAGGAAAAGAGGAAACUGCUUUGGAGCAAAAUAAGAGCUAAGACUUCUUACAAGUUUAGUAGAAGAAGCCUUUCUGUUAUUGACAGUUCAAAAAUAGAGCACACAUCGAAGGUUGAUGACUCUGCACAACAAUUCUCUACAUACCGCUGAAAAGUCCUGGCUCCUACAGAUCAGCCUAGUAUACACCAAAAGAAUAAUUCAAGAGGAGAGGACGGCUUUCUGAUGAAGCAAGAUUCGCAUCUAAAUGCAAAUUUGGCUCAGAAUAAAGACACUUUCAACAAGUUACCAGCCAGAAUCAUCAAAUCUCGUUCAUCUACUAAAUUAGUUCAGUCUUUUAAAGAAAUUCCAGCAAGAAAUAUGACAAAAAGGAUGAAGAAAAGUACCAAACAAAGGAGCCUGAUGGAUCCAUGACUAGAGCUGGAUAGUGUCAUCAGCAACUGUGAGAAUUUCCUAAACUUCUACUAAACUAUCAAUAGCCUCAGAAGAGCUGAAAAUUAUCGCUCCUGUGUAAAU